Molecule: messenger RNA, 2765 nt
Organism: Solanum stenotomum
Lineage: Eukaryota; Viridiplantae; Streptophyta; Magnoliopsida; Solanales; Solanaceae
Product: serine/threonine-protein kinase PBS1
Exons: 8
Coding region: 288-2483 (731 amino acids)
Biological process (GO): protein phosphorylation
Molecular function (GO): protein kinase activity; ATP binding
Source: RefSeq, a predicted model, not a curated record
UAAUUACAGAGUGAAGCCAACGAUAAGUCCCACCUCCCACCCCCACUUCCACCCCACCCCCUCUCAUAGAGUGAGGAUUUCUGAGCCUAAAAAUGGCGAAGGACACUUUUAGAUAUGAAAUUUACUCUUUAAGGAUUUCGUUGUCUGGGGUGUUAGGUCCUCAUUUGAUAGCUGAUGCAAGUUGUUUGUUCUUGUAGUGUUGUUUGUUCUGCUACUUUUCGAUCUAGCUGUUAGUUUGUUCAAUUUCUUCAGAUCCGAACGGUGUUUGUUUUCAUUGGCGUCAAGUGAUGUUGGACUUGGCAAAGCUACUGUUCUUCCCGUGUUGUGCUAGGGUAUCAAAGAGGGGCCAAUCUUUGAAGCCGAAGCAUUUAACCAUUCUAUUUUAUGUCUUGUGCAUCACUAAUGCUGAGUUGCCUGAUAAGCCAUUUGAGCAACAACCUGUUUCUCCAGUCAAUAAACCUGUUGAAGCACCUGGCAUACCUGAUCUGCCCCUGCCGGCGAAUGUACCUGGUUUUCAUAGACAGCAUAGGAAACAUUCUCCUCAUGGUGCGCCAUGGCUUAGGCUAGCUCCAGCUCAGCCUCCUGAUUAUGGUCCUUUAGUAACUGCUGCGCACGCUCCUUCCAGUUCCAGCUUAUCGAAGCCAUCAAUGAAGAAAAAUGGAUUGGUGCCUCCUAGUGCUGGCCUUGCACCCCCGCAAUCCAGUCCUAGUACUCUACCCACUGGUUUGGCUCAGCCACCACUUUCUCCUCACACUUCCAACUGUUGUGGACAAGAUAUGGUGCUCAAACGAGGAAGCCUGGACUGCGAGUGUGUUUACCCGUUAAAGAUCGACCUUCUUCUCUUUAAUGUCUCAUCAAAUCCUAAUGGGAAACUUUUUCUAAAUGAAUUUGCUUCACAGUUAGGUUUAAAGGUGUCUCAAAUUGAGCUGAUUAACUUUUAUAUGGUGGAUCUUUCAAAGCUAAAUAUAUCCAUGGAUAUCACACCAGACAAGGGAGUUAGCUUAUCAUCUGAUGAAGCUUCUGCGGUAAACGCUUCAUUAUCAAUGCAUAAGAUCCAACUAGACCCAACACUAGUGGGUGGAUACCAAUUACUCAACAUUACCUUGUUUAAGCCACCAGUUUCAUCACAAGCUCCUCGUUCUGCUAUGUCACCAGUUGAAGCAGCUCCGAAUCUGCCUUCAGCUCCUGCAGUAACAGUAUCUUCACACAAAGGGAGACAUCCGAGUUUAAUUCUUAUUGUUGGGAUUGUUGCUGGUAUCUUAAUCAUCACUAUCAUAUCAACACUCUUUAUUUGUUUCUGUGGAUCUAAUCAUGGACAGAAGAAAGGCUCCCACAAAGAAGCUGAAAAACCAAUGCGUGUGGACACUGUUCCAGCGCAGGGAUCGUUUCCCCAUCCAACUAGUACACGGUUUCUGGCAUAUGAAGAACUGAAAGAAGCUACAAAUAACUUUGCACCAUCUAGUAUACUUGGAGAGGGCGGCUUUGGCAGAGUUUACAAGGGCGUGCUUAGUGAUGGUACUGCUGUUGCAAUAAAAAGACUUACUAGUGGAGGCCAACAAGGAGGUAAAGAGUUUCUAGUUGAGGUUGAGAUGCUUAGUAGGCUGCAUCACCGUAAUCUUGUGAAGCUUGUUGGUUACUAUAGCAGUCGGGAGUCCUCACAGAACCUACUGUGUUAUGAGCUUGUUUCAAAUGGAAGUUUAGAGGCUUGGCUUCAUGGCCACUUAGGAUUAAACUGCCCACUGGAUUGGGACACAAGAAUGAAAAUUGCGCUUGAUGCAGCGAGAGGACUUGCAUACUUGCACGAAGAUUCUCAACCUUGUGUUAUCCAUAGAGAUUUUAAGGCAUCAAAUAUAUUGCUAGAGAACAACUUUCAUGCUAAAGUUGCUGAUUUUGGCCUUGCAAAACAGGCCCCGGAAGGCCAGGCUAAUUACCUCUCAACUCGUGUUAUGGGCACAUUUGGGUAUGUAGCCCCUGAAUAUGCCAUGACUGGGCAUUUACUGGUAAAAAGUGAUGUGUACAGCUAUGGGGUUGUCCUCCUUGAACUGUUGACAGGAAAGAGGCCUGUAGAUAUGGCACAACCGUCAGGGCAGGAGAAUCUUGUCACUUGGGCCAGACCAAUACUUAGAGACAAGGAUCGUUUGGAAGAACUUGCUGAUCCAAGGCUUGAGGGGAAGUACCCAAAGGAGGAUUUUGUGCGGGUUUGCACAAUUGCAGCGGCUUGUGUUGCUCCGGAAGCUAGCCAACGGCCUACAAUGGGAGAAGUGGUUCAAUCGCUCAAAAUGGUUCAGCGAGUAACAGAGUACCAGGAUACUACUACUAUAAAUUCAGGUGCUCGACCUAACUUAAGACAGUCAUCUACAACCUUUGAAUCAGAUGGUACCUCGUCUAUGUUCUCUUCUGGUCCUUACUCUGGUUUGAGUGUCUUUGAGAAUGACGUAUCUAGGGCAGCUGUAUUCUCAGAAGAUCUUCAUGAAGGAAGAUGAACAUUGUUGGUGGAAGGCCUUCCAAUGCUCUGAUCUUUCGAUCAUAAUGCAGCAGAAGGGGGAGAAUUUGAAAGUGGGUUGGCCGAAGUGAGACAGACCCUGCACAGUGGAUCUGCCAAUGCUUUGGAGAAUCUAUUGGUUUCUUUCAUCCCCUGUAGAGAUCCCACUGUUCAAUUUUCCCUGUAUGGCCAUUCUCUACUUGUUGGAUGAGAGCCUGUAUAUAUGUAAUGGGUUGAUAUUUGAGGACAGUGGUUCAGUUGAAGUGGGAUAAAAGUUGAAUUU